AUGGAGGAGUAUCUACGAAGCCAGCCCAUCCCGGAGUAUUCUGACGAGGAGGGCAUCAGCAUGCCACUCGACGACCUGGGCGAGAUCUCUGGCACGGACACUAGUGUUGAGGACGGAGAGAACGGUGACCAAGGCGGUGACCACCAAGAUGAGCCCGAGUUCGACCCCCUUGCCGUCGGUCUGAAGGAGAUUUCAAACCUGGGGAAGUUCACCGUCAGCAGCCACAAGCAGGGAAACGGCGUCGACCAGCUUCGCGACGACAGCUUGAAAACCUAUUGGCAAUCCGACGGUCCUCAGCCGCACAAGCUUACAGUCUACUUCAUCAAGCGAGUUGGCAUCAGAGAUAUUCGCUUUUACGUAGACUAUAAUGAAGAUGAAUCUUAUACGCCAACCAAGAUCAUCUUCAAGUCUGGUACCAGCGAGAACAACCUCAUUCAAUUUGCCACAAUGGAGCUUUCGACACCCUCUGGCUGGCAGAUUGUUCCAGUCGACGGCGCCGGUGGCGGCCCCGACGGCAAUACGUUGGUUUCCUAUGUGUUCCAAAUGCAGAUACUUGAGAAUCAUCAAAACGGCAAGGAUACGCACCUCCGUUCCAUCAAGAUCUAUGCUGCGGACACGGACACCCCCAGCAUUGAUGCGGACAUGUCAAACCGCGUAAGUUGA
This is a messenger RNA of Colletotrichum godetiae, 663 nucleotides long. RefSeq names its product anaphase-promoting complex. Gene Ontology annotation, cellular component: anaphase-promoting complex. The transcript has 2 exons. Bases 1 to 663 code for a protein of 220 amino acids. NCBI's taxonomy places the organism in Eukaryota, Fungi, Ascomycota, Sordariomycetes, Glomerellales, Glomerellaceae. The record is from RefSeq and is a predicted model, not a curated record. Gene Ontology annotation, biological process: anaphase-promoting complex-dependent catabolic process; protein K11-linked ubiquitination.